This is a messenger RNA of Penaeus vannamei (Pacific white shrimp), 1679 nucleotides long. The record is from RefSeq and is a predicted model, not a curated record. Lineage: Eukaryota; Metazoa; Arthropoda; Malacostraca; Decapoda; Penaeidae.
AUGUUCCCCGGCUUAUUACAAACUCGAGACCCAACUUUACUGCACACUCUCACGUCCCGCUUGUGCUUGGCGUCGACGAAGGUCCGGGAGCGCUGCCUCGGGCCCCUCGGGUCGCUCUCGGUUCCCGGAACCAGCCCGAAGGAGCCGGCGAUUCCCAGAAGCUGCGAGAAGAGCCAGUGGCACGUGAGGAACAGACGGCGAGUGGGGAGGAAAAAGGAGUUAAGGAGGCGGCUGCGGGACGCGGAGAAGGCCGAGGGACGGGAAGGAGCAGGGGACGUCCCGAAGGCGCCUGCCACUCGCAUGGAGGACGAGGCGCUCCUGAAGAGUAUUGAUCAGCUGACGACUAGCUUCAAGACCUACAUACACAACACCAACACGACGGAGCUCCAGCAGGUCGCCGCCCGCUCCCUCGCCCUCAACGUCCCCCAGCUGCCCCUCUUCGGCAACCUCUUCGGCCUCUCCUCGGACUCGGUGGCCACCUCGCUCGCCUUCGCCCUCUUCUUCGGGUGGCCGCUCAUCCUGGGCGCCCUCUACCUGGCCCUCAUCGUCCUCUACCCCAACAGGCGCAGCGACAACUACUUCGAGAAGAACCUCUCCGACAUGGUGGUGCGGAUGUCCCACAUGAUGCACGCCGCCGAGGACAGCCUCUUCGACUUCCUGGAGGAGGUGACCGACCCGGGCUCCUCGAGCGGCUCCCACGCGGGCCGCCCUCAGCUCGUGCCGGCCUACGAGUACGCCGACGAGCGCCAGGAGGUCUUCUACCAGCCCUUCGCCUACUACGACGACGACGGCCACCACGUGGGCGAGGACUACUACGAGGACGAGCAGGCGCCGCCCUUCGACGCCUGGGGUAAUCCCGUCGGGGGGUCCACGUUCGUGGCUCCCGACAGCGGCGUCCUCAACCCCGUGGUGUCCUUCCAGACGCCAAACAGCGAGCCUCUGCGGGAACAGCUGUACGAGGGCGCCGCCAGCGAAGCGGCGGACCUCCCGAACGAAAUCGUCCUGAAGGACAAGCAGAACUUCCUGAGCGUGGUGCUGGGCACGCAGUACCAGCACACGAAGCCCUCGGGCUCGCUUGCCGACGAGGGCGUGAUCAGGGGCUCCGUCUUCCCGGGCGAGGACAACCGCCCGCAGCCACCCAGGGACUUCCGGCCCGCGGCGAGGCCUCCGCCGAGCGCCUCCGGCCACGGCUUCCGCUUCGACGCUGACAUCGACCCGCGCUUCAGGAACAGGACGAAGCCGAGCACCGGCUUCCAGCCGUCAGAGACGGAGAGCUUCAGCACGGAGACCGAGUGGAUCCCGGGGAACAAGCCCUUCCGCAGGAGGCUCAAGGUGGACGACGGGGAGGCGGACGGGAUUUCGGGGACGGGGUCUCCCCUGAUGAACACCUUCCUCCUGGGCGAUUACGACACCGACGGCGACCUCGUGGCCGGCCGCGCCCUCGGCAGUGAGGACAGAGUCUCGGACCCGGAGCAGUGACCGAUGCCACGCUAGGCAACUGUACAUUAUGUAAAUAUUUUGUUCUUAAUCGCUUAUUUAUUACUUUAGGGGGAUUUACUGUUCACAGGGAUUCAGUUCGUCGUUACAUCCUUAUCAGAGUUACAAUUCCAGUUUGAUUUUAUCUGGAAUAUGAUUGUAAUUAUUAAGGUCUGCUUUCAUCGUACAAAUAAAUACCUUCA